CAGAAACAGAGGAACAAAAAGGGUUCCUGUGUCGCUAAGGCCAGACUUGAAUAAUACAAAAGGCCCGUUACCACAUGGGACUCAUCGAUGCGAGGGGACGGAGCGGUCAAUGGGGUCGUGGGGUUGCCCGCCCACACCGUGGCAUGGGCAGCUUCCAGGCUCGAUUGACGACGAGAGACCCGAGAUGUUGAGCGGCGGGAGAAACAUCAUUCCAAUGACACCAUGUGCCUGUUGUUUUGCUCUCACCGCAUUGCUAAAAGUGUCUUGGCUUUGCACUUGCCUUCUGGGAUCUCACACCAUACUUGAAAUGGAAUUGUGCUUGCCUAUAUAGUGCUUAAGCCGCACUGCUCUCGUUCGCCUUUGACAAUGGACGCAAGCGUCGUUCUCACCGCUUCGCAAGACUGCACGGCGAAGGUCUGGGACAUGGAGUCCGGUGGGUGCUUGAAGACCCUCGACGGCCAUGGUGAAUUUGUCCGCUCCGCCGUCUUCUCUUCGGAUGGUGCUCUGGUGCUGACAGCUUCGGGCGAUCGCACAGCGAGGGUCUGGGACAUGGAGUCCUGCGAGUGCUUGAAGACCUUCGAGGGCCAUGAGGACUUUGUCUAUUCCGCCGUCUUCUCGCCGGAUGGUGCUCGCGCGCUGACGGCUUCGGCCGACGAGACGGCGAAGCUCUGGGACAAGGAGUCUGGCGAGUGCGUGAAGACCCUCGAGGGCCAUAGGGGCGCAGUUUGCUCCGCCGUCUUCUCGCCGGAUGGGGCUCGGGUGUUGACGGCUUCGAACGACCGUACGGCAAAGGUCUGGGACAUGGAGUCCGGCGAGUGCUCGAAGACCCUCGAGGGCCAUACGGGCGCAGUUUGGUCUGCCUUUUUCUCCCCAGAUAGUGUUCGGGUGCUGACGGCUUCGGACGACCGCACGGCAAAGGUCUGGGACAUGGAGUCCGGCGAGUGUUUGAAGACCCUCGAGGGCCAUAUGGAGUCAAUCGGUUCCGCAGUCUUCUCGACGGAUGGGGCUCGGGUGCUGACGGCUUCGAGCGACCGCACGGCGAAGGUCUGGGACACGGAGUCCGGCGAGUGCUUGAAGACCCUCGAGGGUCAUACGGGCACACUGGGCUCCGCCGUCUUCUCGACGGACGGGGCUCGGGUGUUGACGGCUUCGGGCGACCGCACGGCGAAGCUCUGGGACGUGGAGUCCGGCGAGUGCUCGAAGACCUUUGCGGGCCACGGGAGCGUAGUUUGUUCCGCCAGCUUCCCGCCAGAUGGUGCUCGCAUGCCGGCGGCGUCGGUCGGCUCCACGGCCUCCACGGUGAGUGUAUGACCCGACCUUCCAAAUUGUUCGCGUAUUGCAUCGACUUUGCAUUAUUGUUCAAUGCACGGGGCGAUCAGCGUGUUUUUUGUCAUCGCCAUGUCGCCUGACGAAAAGUUGUUCAACUCUGAUAGUUCUUGGAUCUUCUGUGGACUUUGAGAGACUUUUGGAUGACUUUGAACAACCUUGGGGACGAUGUUUGGGACGGCUGUUGGGAUGACCUUUGGCACGACUUGUGGCAUGAUUUGUGGGGCGAGUUUUGUGCGGCCUGUGAACGACUUCGAGACGAUGUUUGCUAGAACUAUUGGGCGAGAUUUGGCCGUUUUUGGGUUUGUUGACGACUUGU
Molecule: messenger RNA, 1645 nt
Organism: Prorocentrum cordatum
Lineage: Eukaryota; Dinophyceae; Prorocentrales; Prorocentraceae
Source: the annotation of a GenBank genome assembly